Molecule: messenger RNA, 1493 nt
Organism: Cucumis sativus (cucumber)
Lineage: Eukaryota; Viridiplantae; Streptophyta; Magnoliopsida; Cucurbitales; Cucurbitaceae
Product: eukaryotic initiation factor 4A-I
Exons: 7
Coding region: 102-920 (272 amino acids)
Source: RefSeq, a predicted model, not a curated record
GGAAAAGAAAAAACUAGUCAUACCCACUGGCCAGGUGCGUCUUUUAAAGAUCAAACUUUGGAAGCAAGCAGGCGAGAGCGCUGUGCUGUAGCGCAGCGACCAUGGCAAUCGAUCCAUUUGAAGCAUUCUCGCCUCCCUCUCACUCAUCUUCCCAUUUCAGUCAACAGCGCCACUUCUAUGUUGCCGUUGACAGGCUCCAGUUUAAGAUGGAAACCUUAGUGGGCCUGUUGGACGUGGCCGGUCGCCGUCCGUCGUUGCCGAUGGUUGUGUGUUGUAGUUCUCGUGACGAACUCGAUUCUGUCUGCUCCGCCGUCUCCAACCUCCAUUACAUCUCAUUGGCCUCUUUGUACAGUGACCUUGCCGAAGCAGACCGUUCACUGAUUUUAGAGAAAUUUCGGCAAACAACAUCGAGGUGGAGCCAAAAGUUCAGUUCUCUAUCAGAAGAAAAAUGUGAGGCUGAGAAAGUUGGAGAAAAAUCUCACAUGAUUGUAGUAACAGACGCCUGCCUUCCACUUCUUGCUUCUGGGGAGUCACCUCUUUCUGCCCACGUUUUGAUAAAUUAUGAGAUACCAACAAAGAAGGAAACAUAUAUGAGGCGCAUGACUACCUGCUCGGCUUCAGAUGGGAUCUUGAUCAACAUGGUUGUUGGGGGAGAAGUGGUAACUCUCAAAAGCAUUGAAGAAAGUAGUGGCCUUGUUAUUGCUGAGAUGCCCAUUAAUGUACCCAAGUGUUGCUCCGGAGCUAUAAAUCCAAGGAUAGUGUUAAAGGCAGCUUGUUCAGGCGUUUGUGGGGAGAAAGUGUACCAAAUGAAUGAUGGCUUGCUUGGAUACGUACAAGAACAAGUCAGAUCAGAAGGGACAGUUCCCUCCGAUGAGCCCAAGACUGUCCUUUUCCAACGACUUCGUCGAAUCAUCCAAUAAUCCCUCCCCCACCAGCACCACCAAUAAUAUUCAGGAUCCGAAAAUCCUUCCAAACAUUCCCCCCUCCGACGACUUCGAAUUCUCGCCAAAUCCCACUAAUCACACCGCCAUGACCGCCGCCGACCAGCUCUUCUUCAAGGGAAAAUUGUUGCCCACUCUCAGAGACGAGCUUCUCAUUGACGACGACGACGAAGACUUUGCUCCAGUGCCCCCGAAAGGUGGGCUACCAAAAUGGAAGGAGUUUCUGAGCCUGAAGAGAUCCGUUGUUGAUGGGCGCUGCACGGCCACCGACAACAACAAAAACAACGAUGCCAACCAAAGCAAAAUCCCCAAAUUGGCCCUCUACGAUAACUCCUCAUCCCAUCUUCCCAUAACUUCCUAGUUCCUAUAUCAGAUCCACUGCUAUCUUAAUUUACUCUUUUACCUUUUUUUUCCCUCUCUAGGAGAAAUUGUGAUAUUGUCGAAUUUUUUCUUAAUCAGUUGGAUGUUGUUGUUCAUGUACAAAUUUAUGUAAUGUUUUUGUUUGGCAAUUAACAUUUCUUUCAAUAGAAUUAUUACCUUUACUUUUUGUAA